UACCCCGAUGAGGCAGGCAGGCAGCGGCUGGCAGACAAAGGGAGCUGAGAGGCGGCGUGGAUCUUUUCUUCGACACACACACUCCGACACACUCCUUCACACACUCCCCCUGCAUGCGCUCCCUUCACUGGUGCUAGCAGCCACGCAGAUUCCGGAGCUGUUCCCACCCCUUCUCCACUCAUCCGUCACAAGCAUCACCAGUCAGUAAUUAUGGAGCUUGACUUCGGGCACUUUGACGAGCGAGACAAGGCGUCCCGUACAGCACGGGGCGGCCGCAUGAACGGACUCCCCAGCCCGACCCACAGCGCCCACUGCAGCUUCUACCGUACACGCACCCUGCAAGCCCUGUCCAACGAGAAGAAGGCUAAAAAGGUGCGCUUCUACCGCAAUGGCGACCGCUACUUUAAGGGCAUCGUGUACGCUGUGGCCAAUGACCGGUUUCGCACCUUCGACUCUCUGCUGGCCGACCUGACUCGCUCGCUGUCCGACCACAUCAACCUGCCUCAGGGCGUCCGCUUCAUCUUCUCCAUUGAUGGCACAAACAGGGUCUCAGCCCUUGAUGAACUUGAGGAGGGAGAGAGCUAUGUUUGCGCUUCGGAAAACCUCUUCAAGAAGGUGGACUACACAAAGAACGUCAACCCCAACUGGUCGGUCAACGUGAAGGCCUCGGCCAGCCAGAGGAACAUUCAGUCGUUGAGUGCUAAAGCCGGCAGCGAGCCCCGAGAGUGCAAGGACUUUGUUCGACCCAAACUGGUGACGGUGAUGCGCAGCGGCGUCAAGCCUCGCAAGGCUGUGCGCGUCCUGCUCAACAAGAAGACUGCGCAUUCCUUUGAACAGGUGCUCACUGACAUCACAGAGGCCAUUAAGCUGGAAAGCGGAGCGGUUAAAAAGAUCUACACACUGGAUGGGAAGCAGGUUACUUGCCUUCAAGAUUUCUUUGGAGAAGAUGACGUCUUCAUUGCAUGUGGACCUGAAAAAUUCCGCUAUGCACAAGAUGACUUCUCUCUGGAUGAGAAUGAGUGCAGAGUGAUGAAGACUCCCAACAAAGUACUGCGUGGUUCAAUCAAGAGUCCUUUAUCUUUUCAACGCUGCAAGUCUCCUGCUGAAUCAACCAAUGGGACGGGCUCCAGCAGCCAGAUUUCCACCCCUGUCUCCAAACACUCCCCCACAUCCACUCCAACCAGUCCUGGGCUCAACGACAAACAAAAGGAUCUGUACCUGCCCUUAUCACUGGAUGAUGACGAUUCUGUCGGGGAGUCUAUGUAGACUCUCCUUAGUCUGGCUUUCCACAUCCUCCUAAGAGCGCCAUCUUGAGGUUGAGGCAAUGCACUGAUGCCUUUUGCUGCUUGAAAACACUAAACAUUGUAUUUCCCUCCUUUUUUUAAAUCACCAAAACAUUCAUCACAAAGCUGUCACACUGUUUAAAAAAACAAAAAAACAAAAAAAAAUCACUUGAGUUAUUGGACGCACUCUUUUUACACUACAUGAUUCCAAGCAGCAAAUGGGUGAUAUUAGGUGACAAAUAUGUAAGCUCUUUUUUACGACUUUGUGUGUUUGCCCUGGGUGCAUCCUUCCUAACUUUGCUGUAAAUACUGUGUACAGUUCUCAUAUCCUCCUGGUUUUCCGCUCGCCAUUGCUGUGCUUCCAUAACGUUGUCUGAGGGGGGACAAAGUGUGGAAAAGGCAACUCCUAAAUUGAAUAUGGUGAUAAAGAUUAUCUUCAUUGGCUCAAAACAGUAACAGGCUAUAUAUGGUUGGUGUUGUGCAUGAGACAUCAUUUUAAGGCUUUAGGUGCAUCAGAAAAGCUGAUUUGAAGGACCUAACGGUGCAUAAGAAUGACCAAAGUUCAACUCUUUAUUGGGCCAAUCAGUACACAGCAGUUAUUUUCAAAUUAACAAAUCCUAGAUGAAAUGAUAAAGGUUGCAAAGCUAAAGUGUUGCAGGAUUUAUAAAAGGGAUUUAUUUGAAAAUAUUCCAUAGGAGGGAGGAUUACUUGAUGCAUGUCCUGUUUAUGAGUCGCCUGGCUUUUAAUAUUUGAUAAAGUUUAAUUUAUAUUUAAGUCUAUUUUUGAUUUUUUUUUUACUCUUUCCAAUGUUUCGUGUGCAGCUCUUUUUAAAAACAUUAAAGUGAAUGUUGGGUUUUCCCCCCCAAAAUAUUCUAGUGAAGAGUUUUUUUCAGGUUUUGCAGGCCAUCCAGCCUGAGACUUUGAAUUGGAUGACACUGAAGCACAAACUGCUGCGGGCACUUUGAAUGUCAGCAUACAGUAGAAUACCACGAUUACAAAGCGUGACCACAAUUUGUGCUGCUUGGGUAGCAGCUUUUCAAUCGAGCAUCUAUGCAUCUAGAUGGAAGGAUGGUGAAGAAACGUCCUCGCAAUUUGUCGUAAAAAGUGCUGCGUCCUUACUGUCGACAAGCUUCAUUGCCAUCAUGUAACAGCCCGUCUGCUGUCAUUGUUUGGAUGCAAAUGUGUUUAUGCCACCAGAAAAGAUUUACAAUUACAAAAAAUGUAUUUGAAAUAGAAAAAUAUUUUCAAACAGGUUUCGGUGCAAAUUAUUUUUGGUUGGUUUUCUGUUGCAUAUUUUGUUCCAAAAAUACUUUUGGUGUUACAUUUUUUUUUUUUUGUUCAAGAGUCGGUUAAAAAAAAUCAAGUUUUGGCACUCGCAAAUUUGAUGGUCAUAACUAAAAGUAUUUAGCUGCAGUUUGCUUUGAUUUUUUUUUUUAAAGACCCUCACAAUUACAGUAGUCAUACCCAAAAGAUUUGCAACUAUAAAAUGGAUUUGAAAUUAAUCAAAAGUAGUCUCAAAGUAUAAAUAAAUAAAUAAAUGGGUUGUACUUGUAUAGCGCUUUUCUACCUUCAAGGUACUCAAAGCGCUUUGACACUACUUCCACAUUUACCCAUUCACACACACAUUCACACACUGAUGGAGGGAGCUGCCAUGCAAGGCGCCAACCAGCACCUAUCAGGAGCAAGGGUGAAGUGUCUUGCUCAGGACACAACGGACGUGACGAGGUUGGUUCCAGGUGGGAUUUGAACCAGUGACCCUCGGGUUGCGCACGGCCACUCUCCCACUGCGCCACGCCGUCCCUAGCACUUUUAUAGGACUUUUUUAUAUUGCAAGUAUAUUUUUGGUUGCAAAUCUUUUUUUUUUUUUUUUUUUUUUUUUUUUUUUUUUUUGUUACGACUCAACUUCAACGUGACCGAAAAAAUAAUUUACAAACUCAAAUAUUUUUUAUAAUUUCAAAUAAUUUUUUUAAACAACCCACCAAAUUAAAAUUUGGUUGUAACCCGAACAAAAAUUUGCAAGACUUUUGGUUUUUGAAAUUCAUAUUUAUUACAAAUCCAUUUUUAUUUUUGCAAAUCUUUUUUGGUGUUUCAAAUCCAUGUGGCUUUUGGCGGCACAAAAAUACAGCGCUCUUCCCAGUUUAUCUCUAUAUAUCAUUGCAACCGGUGUCCAAAAGAGGGCGCCGUCGCACAAGUACUCGCCCACCAAAAUUGUUUAUUCCCUCGCAUUCGCUUUUCCUCCCGCUUUGUUUCUUCAGCAUAUACAUCUGAAACAUGUCUUGUGCAGAUGGCCACCACCAUAUUGAAUGGCUGACAUGGUGCCUUUUUUUUUUUUACUACUGCUGCUUUUGCUUAAAUAAAUCCCAAAGUAUGCUCUUUUUUUUUUUAACCACUUUGUAACCUUGUUUUCUCAAAUAUAACCUUAAAACACGCUUUGUUUUGUAGAGGCACUUCAUCGGUGUAAAUAAAUACCUUCCUUGCAGCCCCCUUUUUAUAUUCCACUUAUCCCUUUUUUUCCAUUGAAGAAUUUUUACAACAUUGUUUUAUUAGUCUUUUGCAAUGUCACGGUGGCUUGUUUCAGUGCUCCAUUUAAUGUAUUAACUGGUAUCUUUUUUGCAAAUAAAACUGUUUUAGUUCA
Nerophis ophidion (straightnose pipefish) is the source of this 3918-nucleotide messenger RNA. Its product is annotated as neuronal migration protein doublecortin-like. NCBI's taxonomy places the organism in Eukaryota, Metazoa, Chordata, Actinopteri, Syngnathiformes, Syngnathidae. The record is from RefSeq and is a predicted model, not a curated record. The coding region runs from base 211 to 1266 and encodes 351 amino acids. Gene Ontology annotation, cellular component: axoneme. Gene Ontology annotation, biological process: photoreceptor cell development; retina development in camera-type eye; axoneme assembly. The transcript has 7 exons.